UCGCCGGUCAACUCACUGCUCUGUUGAAGCUGCACACGCCGCUCACGCACCGCGUGCGACCAAUAAAACCGUUUGAAUCGCGCUACGCGCUACAUCUCGAGGAUUUUUUUCAGUGACUCGAUAAAAUGGUUUUGAAAAGGAAACAGCACAAUCGCUAUCUCGCGAUUGGCAUUGUUUAUAUCGCCACAAUUAUCAGCCAGGCAAUGACCGAUGACCCCCGAUUUGCAGAGCCUAUACCAAAUGUCACCGUCGCCCUCGGGAGGGACGCCAGUCUACCCUGUGUUGUGGACAACUUGGGUACAUACAAGGUGGCGUGGAUACACAUAGAUCGUCAAAUGAUCUUGACGAUUCAUCGGCACGUUAUAUCUAGAGUGCCCCGGUUCAGCGUGACCCACGACAAUGCAAAGACUUGGUUGCUGCACGUCAGUAGCGUACAGAAAGAAGACAGGGGUUACUACAUGUGCCAAGUAAACACGAAUCCCAUGAUCAGUCAGGUCGGAUAUCUUCAAGUAGUGGUUCCGCCCAACAUCAUCGAUACUGAAAGCACGCAAUCUACGGUCGCCGUCCGUGAAAACCAAAACAUAAGUCUAACGUGCAAGGCAGAUGGGUUUCCCACGCCGAAAAUCAUGUGGAGGAGGGAGGAUGGCCAGCAAAUUUCCGUCGAACGCCGAAAAAAAGUUUCUGUGUAUAACGGGGAGCAGCUAAAUUUGACCCGUAUUAGCCGAACGGAAAUGGGAGCUUACCUCUGCAUAGCUACUAACGGCGUACCACCCUCCGUUAGCAAACGUAUCAUCGUAGAUGUCGAAUUUUCUCCAAUGAUCUGGGUGCCGAACCAAUUAGUGGGGGCUCCGGCCGGGACUGAUGUUACUAUCGACUGUCAUACCGAAGCCUACCCGAGAGCCAUCAGCUAUUGGGUGUACGAGAAUGUAAUGUUGCUACCCACAAAGAAGUAUGGCACCGACACAACUGAAAACAGCUACAGGGCCCACAUGAAAUUGACGGUGCGAAACCUACAGACUGGAGACUUUGGAAACUAUCGAUGCAUCUCGAAAAACUCUCUCGGGGAAACUGAGGGAUCCAUUCGCCUAUACGAAAUUCCAAUGCCAUCUACACCCCCAAGAGCAACUGAAAUGAAAAGUAAUUCGAAUAAAGAAAACUCUGCUAAACGAAAUAUCAGCAGACCCUUAGUCCAAGAAAGUCCAAAAGACAGGCCGAAAGUCGUUAUGGUGUCAUCAUCUGAAAAGGACUCCGUCGUGAAAGUCGGCCCUCCUGUAGAUUCCGGUAUGGAAUUGUACACUCCUCCGAAUUCCCAGUCAGGAUGUGUCAGUAUGGCUAGGUGGGCGCUACCGCAGUUUGCAGCUGUUAUACUUCAUUGUUUUUUAUCUGGUACGUUAUCCUUUGCCCAGAACUAAUAAAAAAUGCAGCUCAAACAUUUUGAUUGCUCAGAUUUUAUUUCACAAUUCUUACCGUCUCUAUAAAAGCCGUGACAAUUAUAAUAGAUUUACUUUAUUUAGGCGUUUGUUUUUUCAGAAAAAAAAAAACAAAAACUGUGCAUAUUUGUUCGUGCUAAUCGGAUUAUAUAUGUAUGUAGAUAGAAUAUGUGUCAUAGGUCAGUGUUGAAAAAAUAAAUGUCUAAAUAUGGCAAUAUUCAGUCCAUACAUACAUGAUAUUUAAAAUUAAAAACAUAUCAUAUAAAUGCUGAA
This is a messenger RNA of Brassicogethes aeneus, 1703 nucleotides long. The record is from the annotation of a GenBank genome assembly. NCBI's taxonomy places the organism in Eukaryota, Metazoa, Arthropoda, Insecta, Coleoptera, Nitidulidae.